AUGCUGGCAAUUUUGGGGCGCACUGUCCGUGCCACUGCAAAAGUUCCUUUGAGAAAUAGCCUAUUUCCAAAAGUUACCGUUACAAGAUCUUUCACUAGUGGGAAAUGCGCCUUAAAUACUAAGAAAGAGCAAAAGACAAACUCGAUCUUGACUGAUGAUUUGUUGGUUAAAGCUGGUGUGGAUAUUGAUGAAACGGCUGCAGACAAGGAAGGGAAGCAGCAAAGUGAAAAGAGCGAACCCGAAGAGUCCCAGGCCAAAGAUGGAUCGGGAAAACGCAGAAGAAAGCGUCAAACAUCUACCGACAUUAAGCGCGAGCGCUAUGCCAAUUGGUUCUACCUUGGAUCUUUUGCUGUUCUUGCCGGUGCUGGUAUGUACAUGGCGCGUGAUUGGGAAGACGACGAGGACGAGGAGUUGAAGAAGGAAGCCGCCAAUGGUUACACACCUGAUUUGAUGUACAAACGUUUGAAACUACGUUUCAACUCUCUUUUCUCCUACUUUCAGGAGCCCCCUUUCCCAGAUUUGCUACCACCACCACCUCCUCCCCCAUACCAAAGACCUUUGACCUUGGUCCUGACACUUGAAGACCUGUUAGUACACUCCGAGUGGACUAAAGAACACGGCUGGAGAACCGCCAAAAGACCCGGUCUUGACUACUUUCUGGGCUAUCUUUCACAAUACUACGAAAUUGUCCUCUUUUCCUCUAACUACAUGAUGUACUCCGACAAGGUUGCAGAGAAAUUAGACCCUAUCCAUGCCUUUAUCACUUACAACUUGUACAAAGAACAUUGCCUGUACAAAGACGGUGUUCAUGUGAAGGACUUAUCUAAGUUGAACAGAGAUUUGGGAAAGAUUAUUAUUAUCGACAGCGACCCUAACGCUUACAAGCUGCAGCCUGAAAAUGCCUUGCCUAUGAAACCUUGGGAUGGUAAGGCUGAUGACGGUUUGCUGAAACUAAUUCCAUUCCUAGAGUACCUGGCUACACAACAAACGGACGACGUAAGACCUGUUUUGAACAGCUACAACGAUAAAUACCUUAUUCCACAAGAAUUCGAACGUCGUGUUGCGAUCCUCAAGGAGAAGUUCUACAAGGAGCAGGAAUCCAAAGCCAAUGGCAAUUGGGCCCUAAAAGCCCUUGGUGUUGGUGCUGUCGGAACCCAGAAGGUCAAGUUCCCGCUUGAUCUGCUGAGAGAGGAAGGAGAGAAGAACUACGUUCGUUUCAUGCAGUUGAUUGAGGAGGAGAAAGAGAAGAUCAGGCUCCAGCAAGAACAAAUUGGUGGCCAAACUUUCACGCUCAAGGAUUACGUGGAGGGAAAUUUGCCAUCACCAGAAGAACAAAUGAAGAUUCAGAUGGAGAAACAAAAGGAGUUCGAAACUCAGUAUGAACAGACCAAGGCCGCAGAGGCAUCUACACCCAAGAAAUAG
This is a messenger RNA of Lachancea nothofagi CBS 11611, 1422 nucleotides long. The record is from the annotation of a GenBank genome assembly. Lineage: Eukaryota; Fungi; Ascomycota; Saccharomycetes; Saccharomycetales; Saccharomycetaceae.